AUGGAAAAUAACAGAUUUUUUAGUUUGAAAGAGGCCGUGGACAUGAUUGCUGAGGAUGAUGAUAUUUUUAAUGCAGACAUAGUUGUGUUUCCACCAGAAGUUGUAAAUGACCAGAGUGAUUGUGAGGAUUUUGAAGAAAAUGAUUUGACUGUCAAUAUUGAUAUGCCACAGGAUAUCUGUGGAACAGUAGAAGUUCACUAUGAGAUUGAUAAAGUCAAAACUGGAAAUAAGCUUCAUUCACAGUUGAGCAAUGGAAAAAAUAAAAUAUUAAAAUCUAAAAAGCAAAAUAUUCCAGUUAAUUGGAAACGACUAAAACCAAAAUAUUGUUCAACUCCAAAAGAUGAUCAAAAUUUGAAAAUAUCACAUCUCAUUGGAUGUUUAGCUGACAAAACAGAAACAGAAAUGUUUCAAGAAUUUUUCGAUGAUACAGUUAUUGCUCAUAUUAUUGAUCAAAGUCAAAUAUAUGCUCAACAAAAAAACAGACAUGGAUUUGAACUGAAAUCUUAUCAGUUACAACAUCCUAGGGUGACGUCGGAUCAUUACAUUUUGAAACAUCCCGAAGGACGCAGGCUCAGAUGUUGA
Messenger RNA from Helobdella robusta, 582 nucleotides. RefSeq lists its product as hypothetical. The record is from RefSeq and is a predicted model, not a curated record. The transcript has 2 exons. The coding region runs from base 1 to 582 and encodes 193 amino acids. Lineage: Eukaryota; Metazoa; Annelida; Clitellata; Rhynchobdellida; Glossiphoniidae.